This is a messenger RNA of Gracilinanus agilis (Agile Gracile Mouse Opossum), 1386 nucleotides long. It is a transcript of the gene FKTN, whose product is annotated as fukutin. The coding region runs from base 1 to 1386 and encodes 461 amino acids. Gene Ontology annotation, cellular component: Golgi membrane. Lineage: Eukaryota; Metazoa; Chordata; Mammalia; Didelphimorphia; Didelphidae. The transcript has 9 exons. The record is from RefSeq and is a predicted model, not a curated record.
AUGAGUAAAAUCAAUAAAAACGUGAUUUUGGCUCUUUUAACUCUGACAAGUUCAGUGUUUCUACUAUUUCAGUUAUACUACUACAAGCACUAUUUAUCUCCAAAGAAUGGAGCUGGUUUAUCAGGAGUUAGAGGAACAAAAGUUGGACUCAAUAAUGCACAAUGGCGUGCAGUUAAGAAAUUUCUUAAGCUAGCAUCAAACCAGGAUAUGCCAGUGUUUCUCAUUGACCUUUCAGUUUUGGAAGCAAUUAGUAGAGAUUUUGAACAGGUUAAAAACUCUACUUAUGGCAGUGUCUCAGAAUGCAAGUACUUCUGUGCUAAAAGAGACUUCACUGCAUUUGCACUACUGGACCAUCUACUGAAAAAUGAGGAGAAUUGGUUUCAAAUAGCUGAGAGAAUGGGAUUUCAGUGCCUAAAGAUUCAGAGCAAAGAUCCUCGUCUAGAUGGAAUAGAUUACCUCUCUGGGACUGAAAUUCCUUUGCACUAUAUCCUCAAGCUAGCAACUCAUGCCAUCCACCUGGUGAUCUUCUAUGAAAGAAGUGGCAACUACCUCUGGCAUGGACAGUUACGACUUAAAGGAUACUCAGACAGAAAGUUUGUGCCUUUUCGGAAGUUACAGUAUGGACAUUAUCCAGGAGCUUUUGACAGGCCAGAGUUACUACCAGUUUCUGUUGAUGGACUAGAAGUACAGAUUCCCAAGGACCUUAACUACUUUCUAGAGGAAGUGCCACACUCUAGGUUUAUUGAAUGUAGGUUCAAAGAAGCUCGAGCUUUCUUUCAGAAAUACCAUGAUGACAUCACAGUGGAGGCAAUGCUCUUUCGGAAGAAUGCAAAAAUAUUGUUACAGCUGGCAGCUGCUACAUUAAAGGAUUUGGGAGUCCGAUUUUGGCUCAGCAGUGGAACCUGUCUUGGCUGGUAUCGGCAGUGCAGUAUUAUUCCUCACAGCAAAGAUGUGGAUUUGGGAAUUUUUAUACAAGAUUAUACAUCAGAUAUAAUUACAGCUUUUCAGAAUGUAGGACUUUCACUAAAACACAAGUUUGGAAAGGUUCAAGACAGUUUGGAGCUAUCUUUCCAGGGAAAAGAUGAUGUGAAACUUGAUAUUUUUUUCUUCUAUGAAGAGAUUGAUCACAUGUGGAAUGGAGGCACUCAGGCCAAAUCAGGAAAAAAAUUUAAAUACCUGUUUCCUAAAUUUAAACUCUGUUGGGCUGAGUUUGUAGAAAUAAAGGUCCGUGUGCCCUGUGAAACCAUCAACUAUAUUGAGGCCAAUUAUGGCAAGACCUGGAUGAUUCCUGUGAAGACCUGGGACUGGAAGAGCUCUCCACCCAACGUGCAGCCCAAUGGGAUCUGGCCUCUUGCUGAAUGGGAUGAUGUUAUUCAACUAUACUAA